CCAAAAAGAUGUAGAAAUGAAAGUACUUCAGUUUGAAGUAUAUAACAGACGAUUCUUAUCGACUUUCGCAAUUAAUCAUUUUCUCCCCAAAACUGCACAUAUUGCACAGGACGUCGACUGUGCCACAUCAGUAGCUGACCAAUUCUUGAAAAGAAACAGAUCUUCGGAACAAUUAAUAUAAUUCAGAAGAAGAGGUUUGAAAUGAGUCUGAAAACCAUCUAUAUCAUCCUCCUAUUUGUCACUUUGUAUGAAGUUUCGUCAUCCAGUUGUAAAGCAAAAAAUGGAGACAAAGAUCAAGAUUGCUCAAAGAGAUAUUCAGAAAUAAAUGACGAGGUGCGGAUGUUACUAAUCGGUAAGACUGGCGUUGGCAAAAGUACCACUGGUAACACCAUAUUAGGAUUUAAUGCAUUCAAUACUAAAGUCUCUGCAACAUCAGUCACAACCAAAACAGAGUACAACGAAUCGAAGAGAUACGGUAAAAAACUGGUCGUUGUUGAUACUCCAGGACUAUUUGAUACAGGUCGAACAGCAAUGGAAGUUCUCAGAGAAAUAUCUCAGUGCUACUUUCUUACAUCUCCUGGUAUUCAUGCUAUAAUCUUGGUUGUUCAAGUUGGAAGAUUUACUGAGGAAGAACAAAAGACCGUAGAUUUAUUCAUAAAAGUUUUUGGAGAAGAUGCGAAAAAAUUCAUGAUUGUAGUAUUUACUGGGAAAGAUAGAUUAGAAAAUGAAGACAUGACUAUUCAGGACUUUGUCAGUACGAUGAAUAAAAGUUCAAACCUAGCCAUUAUACUCCAUGAAAUACAAGGAAGAUAUAUGGCCAUUGGAUACAGAGGACAGCAGAAAGAACGGGAGAAAGAAGUACGACAUAUGCUGUCAAUGAUCGAGAAAAUGGGAAAAGACAACGGUCAGUCAUUCUAUAGCAACGAUAUUUUUAAAAGAGUAGAAGAUAUGAUAAGAGAAGAUGAAAGAAAAAAAAUUGAAAAUUCAAAGAGCAAAGAAAAAACAUACACAGAAGAAGAAGUCCGACAAUUAAUGAGUGCAGAAAGGUCCAAAACGCGUGGAAAUCAACAAGACGGAUCGCCGUUUUUACGAAUCUUAGGUACUGUUGUAAAGGUAUUUACUUCAAUAGUUCGGUUUUUUGGAUUUUUUUGA
Molecule: messenger RNA, 1152 nt
Organism: Saccostrea cuccullata (small rock oyster)
Lineage: Eukaryota; Metazoa; Mollusca; Bivalvia; Ostreida; Ostreidae
Product: GTPase IMAP family member 9-like
Exons: 5
Coding region: 202-1152 (316 amino acids)
Molecular function (GO): GTP binding
Source: RefSeq, a predicted model, not a curated record